Entamoeba invadens IP1 is the source of this 1884-nucleotide messenger RNA. RefSeq lists its product as hypothetical. Bases 1 to 1884 code for a protein of 627 amino acids. NCBI's taxonomy places the organism in Eukaryota, Evosea, Mastigamoebida, Endamoebidae. The transcript has a single exon. The record is from RefSeq and is a predicted model, not a curated record.
AUGAAUAAGUUUUUAGACCGGUACUCGAUGAUGAUUGUUUCAAAAUAUUUUAUGUAUUUGAACGACUUCAAAAAGUUGGUUUUAGUUUGCAAGAAGUUUAACGAAAUUCCACUGAUGUUUCACUUCAAUCCAAUUCGAUGGGAAAAAAACAUGGGAAGUUAUUUUAAGAAUGUUGAAACACUACACUUAUAUAGAAAAUAUGACAAAUUUGUCCCUGGAUUUUAUCAGUAUUACAUACACUACCCUCUUGAACUUACCGAAUACAAAAAGUUGAAUAAAAAGAUGAAAGUGAUAUGCCCACAAAUUACAUUUUCUCUUCGUGAUUUACAAAACGGUUGUUCUUAUAAAGAAGCAACUGUAUUAUUACCAAGUGCUUUUGGAUCAAAGUUGAAUGUAUUUACUGAAUUGGAGUGUUCUUAUAUAUCCAAGUUGUCAAUGAGGACCUUUGCAAACAAUAAAAUAUUGAACAUGAUAACCCUUUCCAAUAAUAUACAUACAAUACCUGAUUAUUGUUUUGAGAAUUGUGUUUCACUCAAAGAAAUCAAUUUGGAACACGUUUAUGUAUUAGGAUCAAAAUGCUUUAUUGGGUGUGGCAAACUGUCUGCACUCACAUUUUGCUCAAAUUUGACAAAGUGUGGAAAAUACCCAUUUUAUGAUGUGUUUUCUAUUGAACACGUGUCGGCAUUUUCUUCACAAAGUGUUGAAUUGGAAUUAAACGCGUCUUGUUCGAGUGUAUUUUCUAAUAUCAAGAAAAAACUUUAUAUCACAUAUAGUGAUGUGUUAAAUGGUUAUUCGAUUGACGACUUAAUAAAUGAAAUUUGUGAAGCCGCCUUCUUUGGAAUGAAAAAUUUGAGUGAUAAAAGCAUUGCGCCAACUAUCAAAGUAAUUGGCAAAAAUGCGUUGUCUUAUACUGAUUUAAAGCGACUUGAUUUGUCGCAUGUGGAGGUUUUUGAAGAACAAGAGAACUUGAAAACGUUGACAGCACUCACAAUGAAUUCAAAAAUCACUUUCAACAAUUUGUACCAAUGCAAUUUGUUACAAUCAAUUGAAGUUGUUGGUACUAAUUUUAUGAAAGGGAAAGCCGGGUGUUGGAUGAAGUCUUUAUUUGACAUAAAGAAUUUAGAAGUCGAGGAGUAUGUAUAUACUUGUAAAGAUUGUGAAUUCUUCAAAGGAAUGUUACCAUCAAAUAUCACAAACUUAAAGACUAUUGAAGAGGAAGUGAGAUUAAAAGAUUUGGAAAUUGAUACUUAUAAAGUCCCAGAAAGUGUAACUUUGUGUUAUAAAGAAAAUUUUCAAGAGUGUAAAAACAUCAAAAAAUUACUUUUACCAAAGAGUCUCAUUACUCGUUUUGACUUUUCAUCACUAACAACAAUAAAAGAAGCUGCUUUGCUUUAUAAAAAUAAAACAUUUUUAAACGUUCACUCAAGUGGGAAAUUAACAUCAAUCACGUUUCUUGACGACAAUUUGUUGAAUAACCAACAAAUGUACAACAUUAAUUUUCAAAUUCUUAAAAACAUCGAAUUUGCACAUCCACCAACAGACGGAAUUUAUACCGGAAAUGUGGAUUAUCGAAUUUAUGAAUUAUUGAAAACCAAAUACAAAUUCAAAGGAGAAAUUGUGUUAUAUUAUAUUGAUAGCUGGGAUAUUAAAAAAGGAAUUUAUAUAAUUCCAGACGUCGUGACUAUUGUUGCUGGUUAUGUAUUAUACAAUAAUGAUUAUAUAAAAAAUAUAUGGGUUGGUAAAAACACACGGUUAAUUCAAAGUUACGCUUUUGAAAAAUGUAAAAAUCUUGUGUUGGUUAAAAAUUUAAAAAAAUCGAUAAAAAUAAAAAAGUUUGCAUUUGGAAAAUCAAAUCCAAAAUUGGUGUUUGAUGCCAGUAAUUAA